AUGGAACAGAAAUGGAACAGAAAUGGAACAGAAAUGGAACAGAAAUGGAACAGAAAUGGAACAGAAAUGGAACAGAAAUGGAACAGAAAUGGAACAGAAAUGGAACAGAAAUGGAACAGAAAUGGAACAGAAAUGGAACAGAAAUGGAACAGAAAUGGAACAGAAAUGGAACAGAAAUGGAACAGAAAUGGAACAGAAAUGGAACAGAAAUGGAACAGAAAUGGAACAGAAAUGGAACAGAAAUGGAACAGAAAUGGAACAGAAAUGGAACAGAAAUGGAACAGAAAUGGAACAGAAAUGGAACAGAAAUGGAACAGAAAUGGAAUAGAAAUGGAAUAG
Galleria mellonella (greater wax moth) is the source of this 339-nucleotide messenger RNA. RefSeq names its product snake venom metalloprotease inhibitor 02A10-like. The transcript has a single exon. The record is from RefSeq and is a predicted model, not a curated record. NCBI's taxonomy places the organism in Eukaryota, Metazoa, Arthropoda, Insecta, Lepidoptera, Pyralidae. The coding region runs from base 1 to 339 and encodes 112 amino acids.